AAGCGGCGCUCACCGCCGAGCGCCAGUAUUAAAUUUGUGACGUCGAGAGCUCCGCUUCGCGACCAUCGAGGGCCCAGCUUCGCCAAGUGUACAUACAUAGAGACAUACAUCAGGCCGACCCCGCCAGCAUCACAGCUUAGUAGUCCGCUUCGCCAAUCCAAAAAAAAAAAACCAAAUCAAGAUGGCCGCCCCAGCACCAGCACUCAAGGAUCUACCCAAGGUGGCCGAGAACCUGAAAAGCCAGUUGGAGGGAUUCAACCAGGACAAACUGAAGAACGCCAGCACCCAGGAGAAGAUCAUUCUUCCCACCGCCGAAGAUGUGGCUGCCGAGAAGACCCAGCAGUCGAUCUUCGAGGGCAUCACCGCCUUCAAUCAGAACAACUUGAAGCACACGGAGACCAACGAGAAGAACCCGUUGCCCGAUAAGGAAGCCAUCGAGCAGGAGAAGGAGAAGAAUCAGUUCAUCGCCGGCAUCGAGAACUUUGAUGCGAAAAAGUUGAAGCACACCGAGACCAACGAGAAGAACGUGCUGCCCACCAAGGAGGUGAUCGAGGCCGAGAAGCAGGCUUAAAAUGGGGGCUCCAAUGUGGUCCACUCCGAUCCGAGAUCUGAGAUCCGAUCCGAUCUGAUCCUCAGUCACCCCAUCUCUCUUUUUCGACUCGCCGCAUCUCACUCUUUAUACGUAUAAAGCUAUUCCCUCUCAUUUUUCAAAUGCUACCAAGUUAUUCGAACCGCUGCGCAUGCGCGUGAUAGCAAAAGUAUUUUACUAUUAUCGUAUUUCGGUUGUCCGUUUUUUUUUUUGCAAUAUUUUUACAUAUAUAUAUAUUUUUUGUAUUAACAAGCAAGAUAGCCAGUCUCAUUCCUACAGCGUAAUUAACAUAAAAUAAACAUUCGUCUAUCCCAUA
Molecule: messenger RNA, 905 nt
Organism: Drosophila simulans
Lineage: Eukaryota; Metazoa; Arthropoda; Insecta; Diptera; Drosophilidae
Gene: cib
Product: thymosin beta
Exons: 4
Coding region: 182-571 (129 amino acids)
Biological process (GO): actin filament organization
Cellular component (GO): cytosol
Molecular function (GO): actin monomer binding
Source: RefSeq, a predicted model, not a curated record